GGAGAAAACAUCACCAUGUCUGCUGCAUUGUUGCCCAAGCCCCAGAUGAGAGGCCUCCUGGCCAGUCGUCUGAGAAAACACAUUGUAGUGGCUUUCCUUUUUUCGAUGGGAUGUGCAGCUGGAUACAAGUUUGGUGUGGCUGAACCAAGGAAAAGAGCAUAUGCUGAGUUCUAUAAAAAAAACUAUGAUGCCAUGAAGGAGUUUGAAGCCAUGAGAAAAGCUGGGGUGUUUGAAAGUGCACCACCCAAAUGAUCAUGAACCCUCCUCUCCGGAUACCUGACAACUGAACAUCACUGUUUCAGUUAACUAUUCCUUGUGAUCCACUUUGGUGUUGAUCAUGCUGUAAUGUUGAUCAUUAAAUUAAGU
Messenger RNA from Lacerta agilis (Sand lizard), 366 nucleotides. Its product is annotated as cytochrome c oxidase subunit 6C-like. The transcript has a single exon. The record is from RefSeq and is a predicted model, not a curated record. Bases 16 to 252 code for a protein of 78 amino acids. Lineage: Eukaryota; Metazoa; Chordata; Lepidosauria; Squamata; Lacertidae. Gene Ontology annotation, biological process: mitochondrial electron transport, cytochrome c to oxygen.